This is a messenger RNA of Pungitius pungitius (ninespine stickleback), 6720 nucleotides long. RefSeq lists its product as uncharacterized. The transcript has 2 exons. The record is from RefSeq and is a predicted model, not a curated record. Gene Ontology annotation, biological process: DNA integration. Gene Ontology annotation, molecular function: nucleic acid binding. NCBI's taxonomy places the organism in Eukaryota, Metazoa, Chordata, Actinopteri, Perciformes, Gasterosteidae. The coding region runs from base 353 to 6265 and encodes 1970 amino acids.
UAGGCAUUAGGCUUUUAUUUUGUACAAGCUUUUAUUUUGAAAUGGUUUCCUGCCUUAGGAGUUCCAGGCGUUAGUUUCCUGUUAGUGGUUAGAGGAAAAUGGUGGAAUCCAUCAACAUGCUUUCGUCAUCCAUUGCAAUCCACAUCGUAAAUGCUGCAGAGGCAAUGUCUUUUCACUCUUCUGUCUGUGACAUGAUAUAAAGAGCCACAGUAAACAGCUUGAGAAGCUUACUACGACUCAACUCGUCAUUUGCAGAAAGAGUUUAGCUAGUUGAAUAGCUGCGGUUGCUACACCGUAGCGAAGACAACAUAGUGAAAAGACAAAGAAAGCUGGCGUUGUACAUCGUGGUAAGAUGGAUAGCAAACAAAGCGACAGGGAGUCAGUGGCCAGUAAAAGAAGUUCACGGUCUUCAACUUCAUCAGCUGGCUCAGUAACACGUGCUCGUGCUAAAGCGGAGGCAGCUAAAGCACGCGCUACAUUUGCAAACAAAGAAGCUAAAGCUAAGCUAGAAAGAGCUGCAACGGAGGCUAAGCUACAGAAAGAAAAGGCAGAAAAAGAAGCGGAAUAUUACAAAGAGAAAGCAGCAAUCGAGUUCGAAUUGCAGCUAGAGAAGGCAAGAAAGGAUGCUGAGCUAGAAGCGCUUGCUAGUUAUCGCGAAGCCGCAGCGGCCGAAGCUGAAGCUGCCGUGUGGGAAGAUGCAAUGGACAAUUUUGUUGUACUGGAUGAAGCAGGCCCAUCAGAGAAGGACAAACUGGAGCGUACAAGUGAAUAUGUCCAGUCUCAAUACGAGCUACACUCAGGUGAAACCCAUCCACGUACCAGGUCACUAAGACAAGCAGCCAUGAAUGCUAGUUCCCAAGUAUCUCAGCUUCCGACAGAUGAAACCCAUCAAGGAUAUUCUUCCAAUCCUUUCUCUCCAACAUGGCAGCCGCCUGUUAGUCCUAAAGAACCGUCAUAUGCAAAAAAUAUUACCAACCCUGCAUUAGCAAACUAUGGCUCGGAAAAUGUGCAAACACCUUCAGCUAUUAAAGUGGAAAGGCAAGUCCCACGAAAGGAGACUGACCAUCAGACAAACAUAAACAUGCGUAACGCAUACUCAAACAACCCUCCUCAGCCUUCCCUUCCACACUUCAUAUCAACAGCUAGCCAUGGUGCACCCGGAGCCGAACAUCUAGCACAGUUCUUGGCUCGUCGCGACCUGGUGAGUUCAAGUUUAUAUAAAUUUGAUGAUAACCCAGAAAACUAUCGAGCUUGGCAUUCAUCAUACAUAAACGCCACUCAAGGGCUAGGCCUCACAGCCACGGAGGAGCUAGACUUAAUGACUAAGUGGCUCGGUAGAGAAUCCAGCGACCAAGUCAGACGUCUCCGUUCAGUGCACGCGACGAAUCCUGUCGUAGCACUCAGAAGGGCCUGGGAACGUCUCCAGGAAUGUUAUGCAGCACCCGAAGUCAUCGAAAGGUCCCUUUUCAACCGGCUCGAUCAUUUCCCAAGGCUUUCAGGGAAAGAACACACAAAGCUACGAGAACUAGCCGACCUGUUAAUGGAGGUGCAGGGAGCCAAGGAGGACGGCUACCUCCCAGGCCUGUCUUACCUGGACACCGCAAGAGGGAUCGAACCCAUAGUUGCAAAACUGCCUUAUGGUCUUCAAGAAAGAUGGGUAUCCGCCGGUUCAAAGCACAAGGAUGAAAAUAAUGGACGAUUUCCCCCAUUCGAGUUCUUUGCAAGUUUUGUACACCACGAGGCACGGAAAAGGAAUGACCCUAGCUUUGCCAUUCAAGGUACUAGCGGCUUAGCUGCGAAGCCUGAAAGGCCCUCCUUUAGAAGUAACCAAACCCCUAUAUCAGUUCACAAGACGGAUAUAGCCUCAACACACUCAAACGACCUAAAAGGAACCGGCGAUCCAAACAAAACCUGUCCAAUACAUGGUAAACCCCACCCACUCAGACGAUGCAAAGCCUUCAGAGCCAAACACCUAGAGGAAAGGAAAAGCUUUCUCAAGGCAAAGGGAAUCUGCUUCAAAUGCUGCAGUUCAACUACGCACUUGGCAAGAGACUGUCCAACUACAGUCAAGUGUAUAGAGUGUGAUAGUACCUACCACGACGCUGCUAUGCAUCCGGGUCCUGCACUUCAAGACGGGGCUCCCUCAACCUCACCACACAACGGCGGGGAGAGAGAAGAGAGCAGUGACACUAAAGCCGUCGUCAGCGCAAGCUGCACCGAAGUUUGUGGAGCACGACAAGUCGGCAAGUCAUGUUCCAAGAUUUGCUUAGUGAAAGUAUACCACAAACGUCAACCAGACAAAGCCAUCAAGGCCUACGCCAUAUUGGACGACCAAAGCAACCGAUCGUUAGCAAGGUCUACUUUCUUCGAGCUCUUCGACAUCAAGUGCGAACCAUAUUCCUAUUCUUUGAGGACGUGUUCCGGCACAACAGAAACAUCCGGACGUAGGGCUGAAGAGUUUGUGGUGGAGUCACUCGACAGCAGGGUCACAAUCCCUCUACCACCCCUCAUCGAGUGCAACGACAUUCUUGACAAUCGGUCAGAAAUCCCAACGCCAAACGCAGCUCUAUGUCACCCUCACCUUCGCAAGGUAGCAGAACACAUUCCAGAAGUUAACCCCACAGCAGAGAUUCUCCUGUUACUCGGCAGAGAUAUCAUUAGAGUUCACAAGGUACGGGAACAAAUCAAUGGUCCACACAAUGCCCCAUUUGCCCAACGCCUAGAUCUGGGCUGGGUGCUAGUAGGAGAAGUCUGCUUGGGGAAUGCACACAAGCCUACAGUUAGCACCUUCAAGACAGCUCUGCUCGACAAUGGCCGCCCAUCGCUCCUUCCACCUUGCACCAGUUUUCUACGAGUCAAAGAAAUGGUUCCUUGUAGCAGGGAGACAAGACACACCUCCAGUAAGGUUACAGGAGAAGUGUUGGGACAAACUGUUUUCAAUCACACAGAAAACGACAACAGGUUGGCACCCUCAUUUGAAGACAAGGUUUUCUUGAAGCUUAUGGACGAAGAGGUCUUCAGGAAUGAGUCACAAAGUUGGGUAGCUCCACUCCCAUUCCGACAACCAAGACAAUACUUACCUAACAACCGGGAACAGGCAGUGCAGCGCUUUGGAUCACUUCAACGAAGCCUGAGUAGGAAGCCAGAUAUGCAACAGCAGUUUGUGGCCUUCAUGGGAAAAAUAUUGGAGAACGACCACGCCGAAGUCGCACCACCUCUGGCAGAAGACGAAGAAUGUUGGUACCUGCCGACCUUUGGUGUGUUCCAUCCACAAAAGCCAGGUCAAAUCAGAGUGGUUUUCGACUCAAGUGCUAAACAUGCCGGGGUUUCCCUCAAUGAUGUGCUCCUCACAGGCCCAGACCUGAACAACUCACUUCUUGGAGUUCUGUUGCGGUUUCGGAAGGAAAAGGUUGCUGUCCUAGCGGACAUACAGCAGAUGUUUCACUGCUUUGUGGUACGAGAAGAUCACAGGAACUACCUCAGAUUUCUUUGGUACAGGGACAACGAUGUGACCAAAGACGUCAUAGACUUCAGAAUGAAGGUUCAUGUCUUCGGCAACAGCCCGUCUCCCGCAAUAGCUAUUUACGGGCUUAGACGAGCUAUCAGAGAGGGUUCCCAAAAACAUGGGGAAGACACAGUCAACUUUGUUAUGCGUCACUUCUACGUCGACGAUGGCCUUUGUUCUAUGCCAACGGAUGCGGAAGCCAUCGACUUACUGCGCCGAACCCAGACUUCACUUGCCGAGUCUAACCUCCGCCUUCACAAGUUUGCCUCAAACAGUAAAGAAGUCUUGCAAGCUUUCCCACCAGAAGACCGUAUAGGGGCCUCAAAGGAUGUCGACCUCAGCGGGGAAGCUGCACACACUCAACGGAGCCUGGGUCUUCUAUGGGAGAUAACCAGGGACACGUUCACCUUCUCUGCUUCAACUGAUAUGAAGCCAUUUACUCGCCGUGGAGUCCUCUCCACGGUAAACAGUGUUUUUGACCCUUUUGGGUUCGUGGCCCCGGUCACUAUUCAAGGAAGAGCCCUUCUCAGGGAACUCACAGUCGAACUUUCUGGUUGGGAUGCACCGCUACCUGCAGACAAAUUGAGAAAGUGGGAGGCCUGGAGAGACUCACUCCAAGACCUCAAGCUCCUUCACAUACCAAGGACAUACACAGCAGUCUCUCUAGCUAAAGCGGUGAGAACUGAGCUCUGCGUGUUCUCUGAUGCAUCCACUAAAGCCAUUGGCGCUGUGGCAUACUUGAAGGCCAUACAAGAAGACAAACAAAUUCAGAUUGGAUUUGUUAUGGGAAAGUCAAAACUGGCACCUCAGUCUGAACCAACCAUCCCAAGACUCGAGCUAUGUGCAGCCGUCUUGGCCGUGGAAAUGGCAGAGCUAAUUCAGGAUGAACUGGAUGUUAAGCUGGAUUCAACCAAGUUCUACAGCGACAGCAAGGUUGUUCUUGGCUAUAUCUACAACGAAAGCAAACGUUUCCAUGUCUACGUGCAUAAUAGAGUUCAGCGUAUUCGCCAAUCCACGAAACCCGAACAAUGGCACUAUGUGCACACAGAGGAAAAUCCUGCUGACCAUGCAUCAGUUCCUGCUUCACGUCUGCCAGAAACAACGUGGUUCACAGGGCCCAACUUCCUCUACAAAACUCCCGACAAACCAGUAAAGACAUUCGAUCUCAUCAAACCAGAUAUGGAUGUAGAGAUCCGUCCAGAAGUAAGGAGCUAUGCCACAAAGCUCGAAGAGAAAGGACUCAGCUCAGAACGCUUUCAAAGGUUCUCCAGCUUCAAGACCCUUGUUCGAGCCGUUGCACUCCUAAUACAUAUCGCAAGGUGUCAAAAACUAUCCAACUGGAGUGACAAAUGUAAGGGAUGGCAUAAGUGUGAUCUGUCUCGCACCCCAGACGAACUAUGUCAAGCGAAGGAGGUCAUCAUCAGAGCUGUUCAGAAGGAAGCGUUCAAAAAAGAAUUUGAAGCUUUGGAGACAUCUAGGCCAGUCCCCUUGAACAGCAGCCUUCAUCGGCUUAGCCCAAUGUUGCAGAACAAUCUUAUCUGCCUUGGAGGCCGGCUGAAGAAUGCUAACCUGAACAUUGGAGAAAAGAACCCGGUUAUCCUCCCCAAAGACAACCACGUUUCCUUGCUACUCGCCAGAUACCACCACGCUGAGGUCAAACAUCAAGGUCGUCACCUGACGGAAGGUGCUGUCAGGGCAGCGGGAUUUUGGCUCUUGGGCGGGAAAAGGAUCAUCAAUUCGAUUCUACACAAAUGUGUAACCUGUCGUAAGCUUAGAGGUAAAUUCCAGCAACAACGCAUGGCAGACUUACCUCCAGAACGCCUUACGACCUGUCCUCCCUUUACAUACGUGGGUUUGGACGUCUUCGGACCUUGGGUCGUCUGCACCAGACGGACAAGAGGGGGGCAAGCUGAGAGCAAGCGGUGGGCCAUAAUGUUCUGCUGCAUGAGCUCCAGGGCUGUCCACAUCGAGGUCAUUGACUCGAUGGACACAUCAGGCUGCAUCAACGCUUUAAGACGUUUCUUUGCAAUAAGAGGACCAGCCAAACAACUGCGAUCAGAUUGCGGCACAAACUUCAUAGGGGCCUGUAAAGAACUUGGAAUGAGCAAAGACCAACCAGAUACAACUGUGCAGAAGUAUCUUAACCAAGAAGGGUGUUCUUGGCAGUUCAAUCCCCCGCACGCCUCGCACAUGGGUGGUUCUUGGGAACGCCUGAUCGGUUUGGCCCGAAGAAUUCUUGAUUCAAUGCUUCUUGAACAGCACACUCGCUUAACCCACGAUCUCCUGUGUACACUAAUGGCAGAAGUCACAGCAAUCCUAAACGCGAGGCCACUAAUCCCAGUUUCAAACGAUCCCGAGGAUCCAUUGAUCUUGUCGCCAUCAAUGCUCCUAACUCAGAAAGGGGGAGUCCCUUCCCCACCCGGGGAUUUCACAGACAAAGACCUCCUCACCAAGCAAUGGAGACAAGUUCAAGCGCUGGCCAACAGGUUCUGGAAUCGUUGGAGUCGUGAGUACUUGCCCACCUUGCUUUGCAGGAAGAAAUGGCACAAGUCUUACCGAAACCUUCAGGAGGGAGACAUUGUCCUUCUUAAAGACACUCAAGUAGCCCGUAACCACUGGCCAACGGCUAUAAUCACAAAGACCUUUCCUGGAAAAGAUGGGAGAGUGAGGAAAGUGGAACUAAGGACCACAGUUCAUGGAUCUUCAAAGACUUUCCUCAGGCCAGUCUCCGAGGUGAUCUUACUUUUAGUUAAGGACUGAUGUACUGAAACUCAUUUCCUAGUUUAGUAGUACUAGUGACCUCACUGAGGCCAGGCGGGGAGUGUGUUGCCUUUUAGGCAUUAGGCUUUUAUUUUGUACAAGCUUUUAUUUUGAAAUGGUUUCCUGCCUUAGGAGUUCCAGGCGUUAGUUUCCUGUUAGUGGUUAGAGGAAAAUGGUGGAAUCCAUCAACAUGCUUUCGUCAUCCAUUGCAAUCCACAUCGUAAAUGCUGCAGAGGCAAUGUCGUAAGUUGAUAACUUCAUUGUUUUAAUUAUAAGGUUAAUGUUAAGAUGCAUAUUUACAGUAAAAGGAGAUUUGACGACUGUAAUUAAAAAACGUUUUAUUCACAUAUGUUUACGUAGGACUAAACAAUUUUGUAUCUUGUGUUUGUUACAGUUUUCACUCUUCUGUCUGUGACAUGAUAUAAAGAGCCACAGUAAACAGCUUGAGAAGCUUA